Messenger RNA from Rodentolepis nana, 1650 nucleotides. Lineage: Eukaryota; Metazoa; Platyhelminthes; Cestoda; Cyclophyllidea; Hymenolepididae. The record is from the annotation of a GenBank genome assembly.
CUGGAUUUCUGUCAUCCCGGUAGUCAGAAAUCGCGUAUCCGUUUUCCCAUCUCCAUUUUCACAUCGGUCGUGCAUGGCAAUGCUCCCCAAGCCCCCAAUUCCUCCUUAACCCCAACUCAAGCGGCCUCCGACGUGGAUCUCCACAAUCUUCAAGAUCUCAUUCACCGUGAUCCUUUCUACGAACUCUCGGAACAGGACAAAGCCCUGCUUUGGCGAACUCGCGAUACCUGCUGUCGCACCCUCUUCCCCGCUGAAUCCCUGCCUUGGCUUGUUCAAGCAGUCUCUUGGGAAAGAUUGGAGCUGGUAGAGGAAUUCUAUCGUCUGCUUGCCUCUUGGCCACGCCCCCUUCCUGUUGAAACCUGUCUCCAACUUUUGGGAGUUGCUGGAUUGGCCGGAUCUGUCACAGCUAUUGAAAGUUCCUUCGGAGUUAGUGAAGGGGUUGCGGGAGGGUCUGGUGGCGGAUAUGUGAUGGCUGGAGGUCGAACCACCGGAGUGGCGGACCCUCUAGUGAGAGAUAUUGCCGUACAGGGUCUGCAGGCAGGACUCUCAAAUAUGGAAUUGGCGGACUAUUUGCUGCAGUUGGUUCAGUCAAUGAACGUUGACCUCUAUCUCUUUGAAAAAUCUCCUCUCGGUGAUCGUGAGAAGCCCGAAUCUGCCAGGUCAAGAGCCCUCCUUCUUGACACCACAUUCAAGGCUCUUUCUGGGGAUGCAGAAGAAGCCAAGAGCCGGUUCCUCACCAUCGGUGAAACGUGCUUUGCUCACCCCUCAAUUCGUGUCAAUGCACUCAUCAAGGCUGCUGCUCUUUUCAUGACUCUUGAUAAUGUUCGUUUUAUCAGCUUGUCUACUUGUUUCUUAUCAGUAGGUGGGUUUUUAUCUUUCGUUUUUUUUAUUCCACAGGACAUUUCCGGUUGUAUGUACACCUUCCAAGAAGCACAAACUCUAGACCCUCUCUGUGCCGAUGUCUACCUUCAUCGUGGACAAACUAAUCUCCUUACAGGAAAUUUAGAUGCUGCAGAAAAGGACUUUUCUGAAGCUAUUCGACUUAAACCAGAUUGCUGCGUUGCUCACGCCCAGCGCCUCUAUAUGCACUACCGUAAGGCAUUCUCGGAGGGCAGAAAUUCUGAGUGCGAUAAGGUCGUUAAUGAUUUCAAACUGCUGCGGAAAAAAUACCCAACCUGCAUUGAGACCAUUUCCAUCUUUGCCCAAGUUCUUACUGAGAGGGGAGAAUUCGAAAGUGCCGAUGAGUUGUUUGCUAAACUCAUUGAACUAACACCCACUUCUGGAAUGCCUUACGCUCAAAGAGGUAUUCUCAUUCUUCGAUCUAAACAGGAUGCAGAAGCAGCUGAAGGAUUUAUCGAAAAAGGUCUUGAGGUUGAUCCGCGAUGUGAAAUGGCCUGGGAACUCCGUGGACAGUUGGCCAUGGAAAGAGGACAGCAUGAAAAGGCUCUGGAAAGUUUCCAAAGAGCUUUGGAUGAAAGUACUAUCGUCUCUGAUAGACAGCACCUAUUUGCGCUGAGGGAGGGCUUAAAAGCUCAGCUUGAAGUGGCGAAGAAAUACAACCUAAAUUUGAUGGGAUUGUAUAGUACUAUGAGAGAAGAUAUCCAAGCCUCUAUGCUCCAUGCUAUGUCCGAGGGCUAUGGUAGUCUCUAG